This is a messenger RNA of Xyrauchen texanus (razorback sucker), 16866 nucleotides long. RefSeq names its product titin-like. NCBI's taxonomy places the organism in Eukaryota, Metazoa, Chordata, Actinopteri, Cypriniformes, Catostomidae. Bases 217 to 15657 code for a protein of 5146 amino acids. The record is from RefSeq and is a predicted model, not a curated record. The transcript has 36 exons.
CCUUGCCUCGGGUGUAGGGAUUGCAAGGGAAAAAGCAAAACUACACAGCUAAAAUCCUGUGUAGUUUUGUUUUUUGGAAUAUUUCGAGGCUCAACCAUUCUCACACUGUGUUUUCUGAAAUCAUAUUUGAAUAAGGACUUUGUUUCAGAAGACAAACUCCUUGGGCUUCGUCCCUCCAGUUCAAGGCACUCUUGUGGAUACAAGGUGCAUUCCACCAUGUCAACACAGACACCAACAUUUACACAACCCCUUCAGAGCGCUGUGGCACUUGAGGGUAGUGCAGCAACGUUUGAAGCUCAAGUUAGUGGUAAUCCAGUUCCAGAGGUGAGCUGGUUUCGUGAUGGCCAGGUUCUUACUGCUGCAGCUCUGCCUGGCGCUCAGAUCUCUUUCAGCGAUGGUCGUGCUGUUCUGAUGAUCCCUGCCGUGACAGCCGCACACAGUGGAAGAUUUUCUGUGAGAGCCACCAAUGGCGCUGGACAAGCCACUAGCACCGCUGAACUGCUGGUUACAGCUGAAACCGUACCACCAAACUUCCUUCAGAGACUACAAAGUAUGACCGUAAGACAAGGAAGCCAAGUGAGACUGGAUGUUCAAGUUACAGGAAUCCCUACACCUGUGGUGAAGUUCUAUAGAGAGGGAGCUGAGAUUCAGAGCUCUGCUGACUUUCAGAUUGUUCAAGAAGGAGACCUUUACAGUUUGUUGAUUGCAGAAGCCUUCCCAGAAGAUUCUGGAACUUAUUCUGUCAGUGCUUCAAACAGCAGUGGGCGUGCAACUUCAACUGCUGAGCUGCUUGUUCAGGGUGAUGAAGCAGUACCUGCAAAGAAGUCAAAAACAAUAAUUUCAGCUUCACAGACCCGACAGACAAGAGUGGAGAAGAAAAUGGAGGCUCAUUAUGAAACUUCUGCCACAACCAUGAAGCACAUGCAAGUAGAGGGAGGUGUCGUGACCCAGCAGCUAGCACAUAAGACACCACCUCGUGUGCCCCCUAAACCAACCACCAAAUCCCCCCCUUCAAAACUGACUAAAGUGGCAGGCGCUCGCCAACAGUCUCCCUCUCCUGUGAGGCAUGUGAAGGGUCCUACACCCACUCCUGUCAGAGCUGGGUCUCCCUCUAUGAGACUGUCUGUUUCCCCAAUCAGACCUGUCAAGUCCCCUGUGAUGACCCGCAAACAGGUUGCACAAACCUCUGAUGUCCUUCCUCCAUGGAAACUGGAGGGCUCUGUUUCAGAGGCCAGCUACACCAGCAUAACUGCAGGAGCAACACAAGUCCAGACCACCUAUGUCCAAAUGGAUCAACGCUCUAUUCAGCAACAAACUGGCGCUGUCAUAGGGGUUGUUGAGACUGCAGCAAUCCCCUCAGCUAUCAAAGAGCCAGUUAGGCCACCUACCAUGAUAGCAGGUUUGAAAAACGUGACUGUCACUGAGGGAGAGUCUGUGACUCUGGAGUGCCAGAUUUCAGGCCACCCCACCCCAGCCAUUAUGUGGUUUAGAGAGGAUUAUAGAAUUGAAAACUCCAUUGAUUUCCAGAUUACUUAUGAAAAUAGCUAUGCCCGCUUGGUGAUCCGCGAAGCCUUUGUUGAAGACAGUGGUCGAUUUACAUGCACUGCUACCAGCGAGGCUGGAACUAUCAGAAGCUCCUGCUACCUGCUUGUCAAAGUGUCUGAGGAGAUUGAAAGCAGAGAGGAGAUUACUGUCCAGAAUGAACAGACUGACAUUGAAGCCAAAGAGGACACCAUGUCUGAAGUUUCCAUAGACACUGGAACCCCUGCAGCUCCAUUUUUUGUGAAGAAGCCAGUGGUUCAGAAACUAGUCGAGGGUGGCAGUGUUGUCUUUGAGUGCCAGAUCGGAGGCAGCCCUAAACCCCAUAUUUACUGGAAGAAGAGUGGAGUUCUACUCACUACUGGAUACAGAUAUAGAGUUAGCUAUAACAAGGACACAGGGCAAUGCAAUUUGGAGAUUUCUAUGACAUUUGCUGAUGAUGCUGGAGACUACACCAUCUUCGCCAAAAACCAACAUGGAGAGGCCUCUGCUUCCACAAGCCUCCUUGAGGAAGAGGAAUUUGAAUCCUAUAUGAAGAAACAGGAUGUGACAUACACAACGGAAGUGACAACAGUGGCACAGGAAUCCAAAGUGGCGGAUGUGCCCCCUUUUGUAAGUGAAUAUGAAAAAGUGCUUAUGCAGCGGAGGAUGGCUCAACAAACACGAAUGAUGCAGUCCUUCAUCUCAGAAAUGGAGUUUCAAAUUUCUGCAGUCGAGCAAAGAAUGAUCCAAGAGAUUGAAAUCCGCAUCCUUAAAAUAACAUACCAAGAGAUUGUGAUGGAAGAUGGUGAGGAGAUGGUCAUGAAUAUUGCCGAGGAUGAGGUUGUCGGAUCCUCAUUUAGCACUCCAGUCAAAAGCUACAGAAUUUUGGAAGGAAUGGGUGUCAUUUUCCAUUGCAAGAUGGAAGGAAAACCAUUGCCAAAGAUUGCCUGGUAUAAAGAUGGCAAGCACAUUAGGCACGGAGGCCACUAUCAGAUGGAGCUUCUUCAGGAUGGCAGAGCCAGUCUACGCCUUCCUGUGGUGCUGCCAGAAGAUGAGGGCAUUUAUACUGCAUUUGCCAGCAAUAUGAAGAGUAACGCUGUCAGUUCCGGAAAGCUCUAUGUGGAGUCCACUGCAGCUGCUCAGCCUUACUACCCUCAGACCGAAGCAGUAAGGAGAGUACAGUCUUCAUCUCCAAUGUCUGCACCCUCAACUAGCUACUCCCCUGGUUGUUCUCCUGCACGGUCUAUUAGCCGUUCUCCUGCUCGUAGACUUGAUGACACAGAUGAGUCCCAACUGGAGAGGCUGUAUAAGCCUGUGUUUGUACAGAAGCCAUCAUCCUUCAGGUGUUCUGAGGGACAGACUGCAAGGUUUGAUCUGAAAGUAGUUGGAAGACCCAUGCCUGACACAUACUGGUUCCAAAACGGGCAACAAGUGGUCAAUGACUACACCCACAAGAUUGUUGUAAAGGAAGAUGGAACUCAGUCAAUGAUUGUAGUUCCUGCAAUGCCUCAGGAUUCUGGAGAGUGGAUUGUAGUUGCUCAGAACAGAGCAGGAAAGACAACUGUUUCGAUGACUCUCACUGUUGAAGCAAAGGAAAAUUUGGUCCGACCUCAGUUCAUAGAAAAGCUAAAGAACAUCAGUGUUAAGCAGGGAAGUUUAGUUGAGUUGGCAGUGAAAGCCAUCGGAAACCCACUUCCUGACAUUGUCUGGCUUAAAAACAGUGAUAUUAUCUCUCCUCAAAAAUACCCUCACAUCAAAAUUGAGGGUAUCAAAGGAGAAGCACAUUUCAAGAUUCGACAGACCUUUGCCUCAGACAGUGCAUGGUACACAGCCAUAGCUAUAAACAAAGCUGGCAGAGUUACCACCCGCUGCAGAGUCAAUGUUGAGGUAGAGUUCACCAAACCCGAACCAGAAAGAAGACUCAUCAUUCCCAAAGGGACCUAUAAGGCUAAGGAAAUUGCUCCACCAGUGAUUGAACCUCUGCAUCAUCGCUAUGGCCAGGAACAAUGGGAAGAGGGUGACCUCUAUGACAAGGAAAAGCAACAGAAGCCACAUUUCAAAAAGAAGCUUACUUCCGUCCGAAUUAAGCGAUUUGGUCCUGUGCGCUUUGAGUGUAGACUCACCCCUAUUGGUGACCCAACCAUGAUUGUUGAGUGGCUGCAUGAUGGCAAGCCACUGGAAGCUGCUAACAGGCUGCGCAUGAUCAAUGAGUUUGGUUAUUGCAGUCUUGAUUAUGAAGUUGCUUAUUCCAGAGAUAGUGGUGUCAUUACUUGCAGAGCCACCAACAAGAUUGGUGCUGACCAGACCUCCACAACAUUGAUUGUGAAGGAUGAGAAGAGUCUAGUAGAGGAGAGUCAGCUCCCAGAGGGAAGGAAAGUGCAAAGAAUGGGUGAAAUGGAGCGAAUUGCUCAUGUAACUGGAGAUGAAAUGACUGAGAAUACCAAACCAGAGAUAGUCUUGCUUCCAGAACCCAUACGAGUAUUUGAGGGGCAAACAGCAAAAUAUCGCUGCAGAGUGAUUGGUUACCCAGCUCCCAAAGUCAACUGGUACCUCAAUGGACAGCUCACUCGGAAGAGCAAAAGAUUCAGACUGCACUAUGAUGGUAUUCACUACCUGGAAAUCACAGACUGUAAGUACUAUGAUUCUGGAAAUGUCAAAGUGUUGGCUGAGAACCCAGAGGGUACAGCUGAACACACUGUAAAGCUUGAAAUCCAACAGAAAGAAGACUUCAGGUCAAUUUUGCGCCGUGCUCCUGACAUGAAGGCUCCGGAGGCACCUGGCACUGAACCUGGCCGGGUAUCCUUUGAUAUUGUGAAGGUGGAUAAACCAGUAGAGGCUUCACAAGCAAAAGAGGUUGUUCGACUGAAGAAGGUGGAAAGACUUGUUCAUGAAAUAUCUACAGAAGAGACGGAAGAGCUGCGAAGCAAAUUUAAACGCAGGACUGAAGAGGGGUAUUAUGAAGCCAUAUCCUCUGUUGAGAUGAAGUCUUGUAAGAAGGACGAGGCAUAUGAAGGCAUGUUAAAGAAGAGAAAAGAAGAGCUUUUGCACUGGACCAAAGAGGUGUCUGAGGCUGAAAAGAAGAACGAGGAGGAAGAAAGCAAACUUACCAUUCCUACAAUUAAACCUGAGAAAAUAGCCCUCUCUCCUAGCAUGGAGGCUCCAAAGAUCUUGGAAAGAAUUCAGAGCCAGACAGUUUCUCAGUCUGAUGAAGUUCGCUUCCAUUGUAGGGUUGUUGGUAAACCAGAUCCAGAGUGUCAGUGGUUCAAAAAUGGAAUUUUACUUGAGAAGUCAGAUUGUGUUUAUUGGUACUGGCUUGAGGACCAUGUCUGUGAAUUGGUGAUCAGAGAUGUCUCGGCUGAGGACUCUGCUAGUAUUAUGGUCAAAGCUAUUAACAUAGCUGGUGAGGCCUCAAGUCAUGCCUUCCUGUUGGUGCAAGCCAAGCAAGUCAUAUCUUUUACCCAAACCCUAGAGGAUGCAAAUGCAAAAGAGAAAGACACAAUGGUGACCUUUGAGUGUGAGACAAAUGAGCCAUUUGUCAAGGUCAAAUGGUUGAAGAACAAUGCAGAAAUUUUCUCUGGAGACAAAUACAGAAUGCACUCUGACAGAAAGGUGCACUUCCUGUCUGUGUUGAUAAUCAAUAUGCAAGAUAUUGCAGAGUACACCUGUGUUGUAGCUGACAAUGACCACAUAAGAACUACUGCUAAACUUCAUGUUGAAGGUGCACCAUUGGAAAUUGUGAAAAAUCUGGAAAGUGUUGAAGUGCCCGAGACAUACUCUGGAGAGUUUGAGUGUGAACUGUCCCGUGAGGAUGCUGAAGUUACCUGGUUCUUCGAGAACAAAGAAAUUGCCCCAAGCCUAAAAUAUGUUGUGUCAUCUCGCCGUAGCCGACACACCCUAUCUGUAAAAGAUGUCAGGAAGGAGGACCAGGGAAAAUACACUUUCAAAGUGGGUGAUCUGAAAUCAAGUGCCACACUGAAGAUGAAAUUGCGCCCUGUAACUCUGAUGCAGGGACUCUCUGAUCUGACUGUCUGUGAGGGUGAUAUAGCCCAAUUGGAGGUGCGAUUCUCUCAGGAAAACGUGGAGGGAACAUGGAUGAAAAAUGGUCUGGCUAUCUCUGCCACUGACAGAGUUCACAUUGUCAUUGACAAACUUGUCCACAAACUUCUGGUGGAAAAUGUCAACAGAGAUGAUGCAGGAAUGUACUCAUUUGUUGUUUCAGUUCAAGGCAUUUCUACAACUGGAAAACUGACUAUUCAAACAAUUGAAGUUGUAACCCCUCUAAAUGAUGUUCAUUCCAUUGAGGGUACAAAGGCAGUGCUAGAAGCUAAAAUCUCUGCCCCUGAUGUUGCUUCUGUGAAAUGGUUCCAAAAUAAAAAGCUCCUUGUACCUAGUGAAAGAAUCCAGAUGGUUGCCAAAGGGUCCAAACAGAGACUUGUCUUGAACAGGACCUUUGCUUCCGAUGAAGGACAGUAUAAAAUGGUCAUUGGUAGAGUGGAAUCAACUUGUAAACUGUCUGUUGAGAAGGUCAGCAUCAUCAAGCACAUGGAGGAUUGUGUGUGUGCAGAAACUCAGAAUGUCACCUUUGGAGUUGAACUAUCUCACAGUGGAAUAGAUGCUUACUGGACCUUCAAGAACCAGCCUCUCAAGGCCGGAGCCAAAUACAAAAUUGAAUCCAAAGGGAAGUGCUAUAGCCUCACCAUCAUCAAUGCCAUGAAGGAUGAAGAGGGCCAGUAUGCAUUUGCAGCGGGUGAAAAGACAUCCGGUGCAAAACUUACUGUAUCAGGUGGUGCUAUAAACAGGCCACUUUGUGAUGUGACUGUGGCAGAAUCCCAAACUGCUAUGCUGGAAUGUGAGGUUGCCAACCCUGACUCUGAGGGAAAAUGGCUUAAAGAUGGCCACCCUGUUGACUUCAGUGACAAUGUCAGGAGCGAAGAUAUAGGUGCAGUCCGCCGACUUGUCUUUGUUAUUACAAGACCACAAGAUAUUGGAGAGUACACCCAUCAAGUUGCAAAUUCCAAGACAUCUGCCAACCUAAGUGUCGAAGCUGUAAAAAUCAAGAAGACAUUGAAGAACCAAACAGUCACUGAAACACAAGAGGCAGCAUUUAGUCUUGAACUCACGCAUUUAGAUGUGAAAGGAUCCCAGUGGAUCAAGAAUGGAAUAGAAAUUGUCCCCAGUGAUAAAUAUGAGAUAACUUUUGAAGGCAUGGUUCACACCCUGAAGAUCAAGAAUUGCAACUCUCAAGAUGAAUCAGUCUAUGGAUUCAAACUUGGAAAACUCUCUGCUAAUGCUAGACUGAAUGUUGAGACUGUUAAGAUUGUGAAAAAGCCAAAAGAUGUGACUUCCCUACUGAAUGGAACUGCUUCUUUUGAGCUUAGUUUGUCCCAUGAUGACAUACCGGUUAAAUGGUUAUUAAAAAACCAAGAGCUAAAACCUAGUGCCAAUAUUCAAAUAAUGUCAGAAAGGAAAGCACACAAGUUGGUCAUUCAGAAUGUUGAAGAAAGCAAUGCUGGAGAGUACACAGCUGUAGUUGGACAUUUGCAGUGUAGUGCUUCUUUACAUGUUGAAUCUUUGAGAGUCACAAAGCCCCUGAGGAACAUUGAGGUUCCAGAGACCCAUGUGGCCACAUUUGAGUGUGAGGUUUCACAUUUCAAUGUUCCAUCCACCUGGCUGAAAAAUGGAGUUGAGAUUGAGAUGAGCGAAAAGUUCAGGAUUGUGGUGCAAGGCAAACUGCAUCAGCUGAAGAUCAUGUACACAAGCGGAGAUGACUCUGCCGAAUAUACCUUUGUGUGUGGAAAUGACAGAGUCUCUGCCACACUGACAGUUAGCCCUGUUCUCAUCACAUCUAUGAUGAAAGACCUGAAUGCACAAGAGAAGGACACCAUCACAUUUGAGGUGACUGUCAACUAUGAAGGCAUCACCUACAAAUGGCUGAUGAAUGGAGUAGAAAUCCGAUCAAGUGAAAGAUGCCAAACUCACACCAAGCAUUUCACUCACUUUCUCACAAUCCGUAAUGUUCACUUUGGAGAUGUUGGAGAGUACAAAUUUGUGGCCGGAUCUGCUAUAACAUCAGCAAAACUGUUUGUUGAAGCUCGUGUCCUUGAGUUCACCAAGCACAUCAAAGACAUUAAAGUUACUGAGAAGAAGAAGGCUGUUUUUGAAUGUGAACUCUCUGAGCCUAAUGUCACGGUAACAUGGAUGAAAGAUGGUCAAGAACUUGACAUUUCUGAAAGGUUCAAAGUCUCCACAGAAAGACAUGUGCAACGUCUGAUGAUCCAAACGGUGUGCAUGUCUGAUGCCGGUGAAUACUCUGUGGUUGCUGGCUCUAGCGUAUCUAAGGCCUACCUCACAGUUGAGGGCAAGGAUGUGCAUAUCAGUGAACCUGCAGAGAAAGAAAUCACUGUGUUUGAAAGACAACGAGCUACGUUUGAAUUUGAGGUCAACGAAGAUGACAUUGAGGGUCACUGGCUAAGAAAUGGAGUUGAGAUCCAGUUCUCUGUAGAUCAGCGCUUGCGCUAUGUGGCUAUUAGAAAAAUUCAUCGCCUGACAAUCACAGCAACCAACAGAAGUGAUGCAGGACAAUACACAUUCAUUGCUGGAAAGAACAGGAGUGUGGUGACCCUACAUGUCAACAUCCCUGAGCCACCUCAGAUUGUCAGGCAUAUGCAGCCUCUGUCUGUUGAAGCUGGCAAACCUGCACGCAUCUCUGUUGAGGUGACUGGAACUCCUCAGCCCCUGGUGUCUUGGUAUAAAAACUCUCAGGCUCUGUCUUCUGGCUUCAAGUGUAAAUUCCUCAGGGAGGGAAAUGAGCACGCUUUGCUGCUCAUAGAGGUCUUCCCAGAGGAUGCAGCUCAGUACAACUGUGAAGCAAAGAAUGACUAUGGAGUAGCCACAAGCUCUGCUUCACUUACUGUGGAAGUUCCAGAAGUUGUUUCCCCUGAUACUAAAGCACCACUAUCACCACCUGUGGUCAUAUCACCCGUACGUAACACUUCUGCCAACGAAGAAGUAUCUGCCAGUUUGCAGUGCCGAGUCUCAGGGGAAGUCACAAAAGUACGAGAGGAGAUUGAAGCAAAAAUUGAGGAAGAAGUCAAAGAGUUGUUUUAUAAUGAAGGAACUGAAUACACUGAAAAAGGAGGACAGCAAUAUGGUGCAUUGUCAGACCCAGAAGAAAGUGUAGAUCAUGAUCUUGUAGCCCCAUCUGAAAACAUUAAACCAUCCUUCACCAAAAAGUUGAAAUUUCAAUCUGUUUUGGAGGGUGAGACUGCAGCUUUUAGGUGCAAGCUAGUUGCAAUGCCUGCUCCGACGAUAUUAUGGUUUCAUAAUAACAGACAAAUACAGAAGGAGCACCAUCGUAAAAUACAUAUAGUAAGUAAAAUGCACAUGUACUCAACAAGUUUAACAAUUGAAGGGAUUAAGGAAAAAGACUCAGGCAGCUACAAAGUCAUGGCAAUUAACACAGAAGGAUCUGCUGAAUCCACAGCGUCACUUCUUGUAUCACUGAGGGAAGAACAAGGUGUAAAUUAUUUAAGUUAUGCCAGACAUUCAAACAAAGCCCACUCAAGCUCAGAUUCAUUAGCCGAUUCAACCAAGGAGAGAACAUUCAGAGUAGACCUAAGAUGUGUUGGCUCUCCAUUUGAUAAAACAAGUAAAGGACAAACAAAGGGCCGUUAUAAAUCAAAAAACUCUCUGUUCCGCUCUAUGUAUUUUAGAACUGCAUCCCCAUCGAGAACUUCAGAAAAAGAGAGCACAUUUGAAACGGCAUCAGAACGUGCACGUUCUCCACCUCCAAUGUAUGAGAGGUACGAGAGUUUCAAUGAUCGUUACAGUGAUAUAUACUGUGACAGAUUCACAGGUCGUGACCGAAACAGUGACCGGUUUAGUGAUAAAUUCAGUGACCGGUGUAGUGACAGGUACAGUGAUAGAUUUAGUGACACAGACAGCCUUCAUGGAGAGGUCAAAGCUAAACUGAGUCUCUUACAAAAGGCUGUCAAGAAGAAAAAGAGACUCUCUAUAUCUACAAUGUCUUCAUCUGAAUUUGAAGUGGAAUCAGUUACAAGUGAGCCUUGUUCCACAGAUUAUGUUGAGAGACUCAGAGUGAAGCCCUCUACUUUGCCUGAACUUCAGCAUGUUGUUCGCACUGGUGAGCAAGAUGAAAGUGCCAGAUGUUCAGCAGAAUUUCAGAGUAGACUGGAGAGAAUCACUGGAGUUGGCUCUCAAUCAACUGAGCGAAGAGUCAGACACUCCUUUGAACCUCAGUCAAGAUCUAGGGCUCUGAAAAUUAUAAAGGGUGAACUUCCUCUAGAGAAAGGUUUAAGAAAAGGCACUGAAGUUGAUUUAUCUGACACACUAAGGGAUCAAAGUAUCGUAUCCAAAGAGGAGUCUGAAAAGGAGAUAGAUUAUCAUACUUUAGUGCACAAAGUUGAUGAUAGACUUGGCCAGUGGGAUGAGGAGGCACAGGUCAAGGCAAAGGAACCAUUUGUGUUGCAAUGGCUAGAGGCAGGAGAAUCUUCCAAACAAAUGAGCAAUUCAAAACAGAUAAGGAGCCCAUCUCAUGAGGAACCAAGAGAUAAAAGGUUGUCAAGAGCAAAAGUAGUGAAGUCAAUUAAAGAAAACGUUAUUGGUGAUGAUGGUCUGCCAUAUGUAAGUAAAAAGGUUCCUGUACAGGAGUUGGAACAGAGAGCUGUGUCUGUGGAGAACAUCCUUGAGAAACACCAGGAGAGUGAGUGCUUAGAGAGUGACAAUCAGUUCUUAGCUCAGCACAUUCACAAAUGGCAACAGGAUGAAGAGUGGAAUGAAGAGGCACAAAUCAAGGCAAAGGAACCAUAUGUAUUGCAAUGGUUAGAAGCAGGAGAAGCGUCCAAACAAGACAGCAAUACAAAGGAGAUCAUCCCAUCACAUAAGGAGCCUCAAGACAAAGAUACUUUAAGGGCAAAGGCAGUGAAGCCAAUGAAAGAAAUAUUUAUUUGUGAUGAUGACCUGCAACAUGAAAGUAAGAAUGUUCUUGUACACAAAUUAGAACAGAGAGCUAUGUCUGUGGAGAACAUUCUUGAGAAAAACCUGGAAAGUGAGUGCUUGGAGACUGACGAUCAGUUCUUAGCUCAGCGCAUUCGAAAAUGGCAACGGGAUAUGCAAAUUGAUCAAAGAGAGACAGUAGUGCCACAGUGGUUAGAGCAAAAAGACUCUUAUACUCAUGAAUCUGAUGGUAAAACUCACAAAGAUGAAGCAGCUACUAUAAAAUCUCAAAGGGAUUCCUCAUUUUCAAAAAUUCAAAGAUCCCCACCAAAAUGCUCACAAGAAUGCACAGCAGAGAGUGAGUUGCAUUUAUCGAGAGAAAGAAUAAAUGAGCUGAAGAGUGAGAGUGAACACAUUGUGAGUGAAAAAGACGCUUUGUCCCAACGUAUAAUGAAAUGGCAACAGGAUGUACUGACUGAGCAAACACAGGCUGUUGAACUGGACUCUGAUUGGGGUGGUGUAAUGGAGAGUGCUUUAGAAAGAGCAGUACACAAAGAUGUUGAGUUGGAAGAGACGAGUAGGUUAUCACCACAGAGAACAGCAAAAGAUAGGUUCUUAAGUGAUAUUUCAUCUCAGUCCUAUGUAAAAGAUAUUUCUAAAAUGCAUAAGCAAAUUCAAAACAUUCCUGAGGCUGAUAGUGAGAAGUUAAGGACAGAAAGUGACUAUUUUGUCAGUGAGGAGGAGGCUCUCGCAAAACGCAUAAAAAAAUGGCAGCAGGACGUUUUAAUUGAACAUGAAGAAAGUGUUGAAUUAGAAUCUAAUUGGGCCAUAGCAGAACAUGUACAGUCUUCUGUUUUAACACCAGAGAAUAUGUUGAUGUCUACUGGUUUACCAACACCAGCACUUCAGUCACGUAGAACACUUGAAGGCUAUGUGGCUGAUAAAAACACUACAGAUGUGACUGAAGGUGUUGAAAGGCAGUAUUUGGCUGGUGAAGAUGUAGCUCAGUGGCAUCAUGGUAAUGUAAAAGCUGUGACAUUGUCUAAAAAAGAACCUGAUGUAACAGAGCAUCAGAAAAUACUCUCAAUUCAAGAAAUCACCCAUAUUGCUCCCACUGAAAGGACAAUGUCUAAGAGUGUAUUAAAACUGGGAGCGCCUGUCUUUGUGAAAACACUAAUGUCAGAUGUUGAGGUAAAGAGAGGUGAAAUGACUGAACUAAGUUGCCAGUUCCAUGGAGAUCCCCAACCAUCUGUUGCAUGGCUUAAAGAUGGGGAACCUAUAAUGCGAAACCCAGAUUUUGAUGUUCGUACCAAAGCAACGUCAUCAACACUGACCAUUUAUUAUCCAACCAUUGACCAUCAAGGUGUCUUCACUUGUAAUAUUGCAAACAAACAUGGAAAAGCAAGUACAUGUUGCAAUUUUAAAGUAAACAGUGAUGAUCAGACAAGAUCCAGUUUUGAGCCUCCUCAAGAAGUUAAAGUAACAGACGAGACAGAAUUAACUGAAGAAGAAAUGAUAGAGGAAGAACUUAAGUCACUAAUGACCCCUGUGCUAGACAGCAAAUACACAUUACAGGUACCUCAGGCAGUCAUCCACAUACCUCGGACUUCAGACACUUCCAUUCACUCCUCACCAGUUGAGAUCAGAGUAACUGCUCCAACACCUGUGUUUGAAAAUGUUGAUGAGGCUAAAGAUACAUAUGAGCCCAUUAAGAAAGCCUCAGAGUCACCUGUUGACGAUAGCGCCUCUCAAACUGUAAAGCAUAAGUUCAGAUUUUCUUUUGAUGUUGUUGGUGAGGCACCCCAGGUUAUUAGAGAGCUAGAGAACAUAAAUGUUUUAGAGGGCCAGACUGCUAUGCUUGAAUGCAUCAUAAGUGGUGAACCAGUACCCGAAGCCACAUGGUCCCAUUAUGGCAUUUCCCUUGAUCUUAAAACAGACAAAUAUAGACUUGAGGUACAAGACAAAAGAUAUAGACUUUACAUUGACAAUUUCACAUAUGUUGAUGCUGGAACAUAUAGAUGUAUUGCAUCUAACAAACUGGGACAGGUUGAAAGUUUUGCUGAUGUUUCUUUCAAUUCCACAACUCUGGACUCUGGAUUUGCAUCCAUUGCUAUGUCAGAAUUGAACCACCAAAUAAAAUCAGCUGAAUUAUCUUCAGAAGCAACUAUAGUUAGAAAAAAGUCUUUGCUAAGUUCUUCCAUACCAUCCCGAGAAAUUACUCUUAAAAGUGAUGAUCAUUUCACUUCAGUAAGUCCUGCUGAAUUUCAGGAUUUUGGCAAAACUGAUGAACUUGGUACACAGGAGGAUGAUCCCAAACUCAGGUGCAUUAUGAAACCAAUAUCAGACAUGCCGGUCAUAACAGGUAGUGGUUUGCAGUUAUCUGGCGCAGAGGUUAAAGUAUCAAAACUAAAACAAGCAUUUGAAACCCCAACAACUGCCAUUGGUGAGCAUGUUGAGACAAUAACACAGUCAAGGGAUGAGUAUUAUUUUCCUGUUGAAGAUAUUCCUGAGGUUGCUCUUGAACAUGAGCAAUAUGGAAAUAAACAAACAACUUCAAUGAAAGAGUUCAAAGCAAAUCCUACUUUGGCUACAGCUGAGACAUUCCCCUUAAGGACUCCCUCAGAUGUUGUAGAGGCAGGUCUGGAUAACUCAAAAUACUCUUUUCAAGAAAAGCCAGAGGAGACAAUGUCUUUUGUGGAAGCAACAUUAUUUGACUCGCACCAUUUUGUACCCUUAGCAAAUGUUACAGGGGCCCAGCAAUCGCCACCUUUAGUCAGACCCCAGGCUAGAUUGCCAGAGAAAAUGAUUAGCCAAAAAGACAGUUUGGCCAGCCCUAAAAUGGUCUCUGACUGCAUAGCUGAGCAAAGAAUUACAAAGGAGGAGGCAUUUGUUAGACAAAGUGAUAGUCAUCUUGUUGGGAGUGAAACUGAUAUCUCUGUUCAAGAGACUUUCAUUUCAGAAACCAAGGCACCACCAAUGAGUACCAUAAGCAUUCAAAGAUCACAAACGGAAUCUGAGGACAUGCCACAUGAUGAAGUUUGUCCAGUUGAUAUAAAGAGUGAUGUAAUGAAAGCAUCAGAUAUGGCAAAACCAGUUAGUGUAAAACCCAAAGUUGAGGUCAACAGAGCAUUACAAGCUGACUCAGCUUAUAACACUUUGUCUGAAGAUUCACAGUAUCAACAACAAAUGAAAAAAGCUGCUAAGCUAGGGGCUGCUGGUGUUUCCAAACUUGAGGAAGAAGAAGUUACUUUCAGUGCUGUUUAUGACUACUAUAACCCUCCAUCAGAUUGGGGAAGGCCCCUGUCGCCGGAGUCAGAAAUGUCCAUUGAAGUAGGUAGCACAUUCAGUGAGGAGAUGGCAGAAAUAGAACAGUUUUACACACCAGCUUCAUCCACAGAAAUUUCUCAAAUUCAGAAGUCACCAGAGUCUUUCCAUACCCCUUCAGAGACUCCAGGGUGGGUUACUACACAUCCUGAGUAUCCAUUUUCCCCUGAGGGACUUGAGAGACCCUCAACAAGCUCCAGUGAAGGUUUUUACUCCCUAGCUAAGUUCCUCAGUUCUCCAGAUGAUGAGGGUUUUGAAACGACUCCCCCUGUUUUUACUAUUGAUGAGGGCAUGAUUCUUCCAGAGGGUCGUGGUUCGCUAGGUAUAGGUACACUUCAGGAAAAAGUCCAGGGAAUCCCUCCAGCUUUCCUUAAGCCACUUACAAAAAGGCGAGUUUUUGAAGGUGAUUCCUUACGGUUUUGUGCAGAAGUUUUUGGACUACCCACACCAGAGGUGAAAUGGUUUAGAAACAAAACUGAGCUUGAGGCAGAUAAGAGGACUAGCACAGAAAGAGAUGGUGAUAACAUUGUCCUGGAAAUUAGGAAUAUCACAAAAGCUGACCAAGGGGAAUAUAUCUGCGAGGCUCUUAAUUAUGUUGGUGAGGCAAAGAGUGUUGCUUUAGUUGUUGUAAUAUCCCAGGAAGCAAGGCAAAUACUACCCCCUCCUGCUGUUACUCAUCAACAUGUCAUUGAGUUUGAUGUUGAAGAGGAUGAGGAUCCUUCCAGGUCUCCCUCUCCUCAAGAAAUCUUGUUAGAAGUUGAGUUAGAUGAGAAUGAGGUGAAGGAGUUUGAAAAACAGGUAAAGAUUGUCACCAUCCCAGAGUACACAGCUGACAACAAAAGUAUGAUCAUAUCCCUUGACGUUCUGCCAAGUAUGUUUGAAGAAGGGGCUGUGGAUUUCAUAACUCAAGAAAGUGAUGAUUUAAAAAUAGCUUUUGAAGUUACUGAAAUGCCUCCACGUUUUAUAAACCCUAUUUAUGACAUUGAAUCACCCGAAAAUACAAACGUAAUGUUUGAAUGCUCCUUAAUGGGUAUUCCCUCGCCAAUAGUUUCGUGGCACAAAGGCAAUAUGAAAAUUCCCAUGGAUAAGAAAAAGUACAUCCAUUCCUCAGAUGGUGACAAUCAUUUUCUAAAGAUUCUCAAAGCCAACACACAUGACAGUGGCAUAUAUACAUGUCGAGCCAUUAAUGUUGUUGGUGAAACCCUUUGUAGGGCAUCGCUUAUGGUUAUGAACCCUCAAUCAUUCUCAGGCAAGACAAGGGGAAGAGAAUUAACUGCAGUUUCUCUCGGAAGUGCAAAAAUUCAGCCUCAGAAGUUUGACUUGGUUGUUGGGAAUUCAUCAUUUGAUGGUGAACAAACAUCAGAGAUAGAGCUUGAAUUUGAGUUCCAACAGGAAGCCGAUGAGUCUCAGAAAGCAGUUAGACUUGUUGCUGUUACCGAUAACGAGACAAGUGAGCAAGGAGAGAAAUAUGUUAGUAUAAACUUUGAUGUCUUUGCUGAACCCUCAAAAGAUGAUAAAAUAGAAUUCAAAGGUAAAUCAUCAAACACUUGUAGUUUUCAUUUUCAGGUCACUGAAAUCCCCCCUAAAUGUAUAAUCCCAUUGAAAAAUGUCACUGCAGCUGUAGGUACACCAGUAAUGCUUCAAUGUUUAGUGAGUGGUAAGCCAAACCCUACAGCAGAGUGGCACAAAGAUGGUGCUCCUGUGAAAAAUGCUAGAUAUAUUAUCCAGGAAAAAGCAUCAGGACAUUUCAAUCUGCUUAUAACAAAUGUAACUCAUGGUGAUUCUGGUGAAUUCAAAUGUAUUAUCCAAAACAAAGCUGGUUAUACUGAAACAACUUCGUUGUUAAAGGUGUUUUAAUUUGACAGAAGUUUAAAUGUGUGGUUGAUGAAACAAUGUCAGACAGGUUUGUUGUUUUGUUUACUUUUGAUAGAUGUAAUGUAUUACAAUUGUAAAUUAUUGUGAAAUUUAUGUAUAGAAACAUUGCUCAACAUGCAUUCAUCUCUUUUGUUCAGUGGUAUAUUUUUGUAGUUAUUGAUCCCUAAUUUAUUGAGCCUGCCUUUAUGCUCCACUUUGAAGUUUAAGAUUAAGAAUUUACAGUUUUUUUUUUUUUUUCUCUCUGUGUAUACUGGAAUCAUCUAUCACAAGUUAUACUAUUGUUUAGUUAAAUACAGAUACAAUGUUACAUUAGGCUUGUAAUGGCUUGCCUUGAGAAACCCACUUAUACAUUUGGUAAUGAAAUAUAACUAUUACAAAUGUCUACCAACAGAUUUUCUGAGGCUUUCGAGCACUGAUUUGAAAGAUAAAAUUAUGCUUUCUUCUUAAUGCAUGCCCAGUGUAAUAGAUUUUAGAUAUAUCAAAUUAAAAAUACUAGACACAGGUUUUUAUUUUCUUUAAAUUAAAGUGCAUGAUAGUUUUAUUUUACCCCUUUUGUGUUUUUUUCCCUUUCAUUUUAUUUGAUUGUUAACUGUGUGAUCAGAAAUGUUUUAAGGACAAAUCAUUUAAAUUCCUUACUCAAGUUUCUGCAUUAAAAGUGAUACUGUAUAAUGAUAAAAAAAGGUCCUAUACAGUUUUAAAAAAGUCAGCAUAGAUUUUAAGAUAUUAAUUUUAACAUUUGUGUUGUAUAGUUCGAUCAUAUUUUCUAAAGAUGGUGUGUUAAAUAUUUAACAAGUUGUAAAUAAAAUACAAAUAUUAAAACAAAAAAUAGUAGUAGUUAGGGUUACGAAAUGAAACCUAUUAUAAUAAUAAUAAUUAUUAUUAUAGCUUGCAUCUGCAGUAUUUCCUCAUUUUUAUGACCUUCCAUUUCAUUUAAGGUAGUUAAUUUGAGUUAUACAAAGGUCAGCUAUUCAAACCAGCCAAUGUGUCAUAAUUUCAAAUACAAAUGUGCUGUUCUACCCAUUUAUUGUAAUUGAAUGUACAUGAAAAGUAAAUAAAAUUAUGAUGAAAAUGUUUAGCCUCAUAUUACUCUUUCUUUUUAAUCUCUUAAGGGCAUUAUUAUGUCCGCUUCUUGACUAAUUCUGCUUGUCCACCAUCUUAAUCUUCCCUUGUACUUCAUGUGAAUAAUUUUGU